AUGGACUCUAACCAAAUGGACAAAACUGGCGCUCAGUCGCAAGAAUCACAUGAGUAUCACAUGAAGAUCGUGCCGACGAUCUACGAAGACCUCAGUGGGCAUUACGUCCAUAGUUUCCAAUACACAUACGCUUACAAAAGUCAUAUCGCAUUCACACAUCACGGCAUUGCUAUGCCUGCCAUUUGGUUCCGAUAUGAUUUGACUCCGAUUACAGUGAAAUAUACAAAACGACGAAAACCAUUGUAUAGUUUUGUGACAAUGAUCUGCGCUAUAAUCGGCGGUACGUUUAGUGUGGCCGGCAUUAUAGACUCACUGGUGUUCACGGCGUCCAAUAUAUUCAAGAAACUAGAGUUGGGAAAACUGAGUUAA
Oppiella nova is the source of this 369-nucleotide messenger RNA. The record is from the annotation of a GenBank genome assembly. Lineage: Eukaryota; Metazoa; Arthropoda; Arachnida; Sarcoptiformes; Oppiidae.